CUUGGUUGGUGGCUCGGCUCGCUUGCUCGCAGUUCACAUCGCUCUGCAAAGGCCAGCUGACGAGCCAAGUCGCUUCGCUAGCGUUUGCGUGUCCACGCGAAUGGAAACCAUUUUCUCGGCCCUCGGCUUCUUCUGAGGAAGACUGGCGUUGCUCUCCGUCUGACGCAGGUGUGAAUCGUGGAAUGUUGUGUGCAGGGUGUUGCGAGCCGAGCUUCUAUGGCCGAGCAACCUAGCAGAUCGUGGAGCAGCGGGGGGUCAGCAGCUAUUUCAUCUUGGUCUGGCGGCGGCAGUGGGGCGGCAGCAGCCUCCUCCUCGUCCUCUUCAACUCAUCACCCUCAGCAGCACGGCGCUCCCGUGACGGAGCACAGCCGCAAGCGCGGCCUAGCCGAAAAGCAGGCGGCCGCAACAGCCGUCAGGAAAGCAGAAGACCCCGCUGGCGGUAAGAGGGGCCGCCCCUCGGCUGCCCCCUCGUCCGCCUCCAAGCGCAGCUCCAGCAGGACUGUGCCCGCCCUGUCUGCAGACCAAACUACUGUCCACUCAGGCGAUAACAGGAACGCUACAAACCCCAAGAGCAGCAGGUCUAAGAAGACUUCCAAUCCACAGUCCUCAAAAUUGUCAGGAGGAAAGCCAAGCACCGGCGCAAUCCCAAAAGUCAAGCGUUCCAGUCAAGCCACAUCCACAAGCACCUCAGAAGUUCAGAGCACAAGCAGCGAACGAGGCAGGCGCGCAGUUACGAUUGCCAGCAGUGCUGCCACCAAUUCUACAGUCUUACAACGCAAAUUGCAGAGUGACUCGAACCGCAAGCGAGGCCUGUCUACACAGUCGUCCAGCUCAACCUCCUCACUUACCUCUCAGCCAGCUAACAAGAAAGCUGCCACCAGCAGCGCUCAGCCUUCAACGUCGACUGCAAGUUCAGCGACCUCACCUAAGAAGUAUCCACUGAGGAACCAGGUUCGUCUGCUCCCUGGCAGCCAAGAGCCAGUUCCACUAGAAGUCCCAUUGCCUCCACCUGAAUACUACCCACCACCUGUGCGCCGCCGCUCGUACUCGGCAGGCUCGCCAAAGCCAAGGAACAGCAGCCGGGGCCGAUCUAGGGCCUCGAUUGCGUCGCCCUACCAUCUCACCGACUCGCAGCAGUUGGGCAAAAACUCAACCAGAGGCGCAGGCGUCAGUGCCACAGCCCCCCAACAUCAGGCGGCGGGCUCCAAGGACAACCUGAGGCGCAGCUCGAGAAGCAAAACCACCACGGGGUCCUGUGCUAGCAGCAGUGGCCGACGUUCGUCGCGCGGGGGCACAAAACUGCCUCUGGCCUCGUCCUCGCAGUCGACAUCGUCGGUUGCUCCAGGCCCUUCGUCUUUCUCGGCGAGCAGCUCCACACAUCCAGCAGCCAACGAACCUGCUGCAGCCAUCAUGAACGCAUCCUCUGGAGGCGAUGGGUGGGAAGGCUUGGCUGAAGCGGCCGCCUCUUCGUCGUCUGCCGCGGCGACUAGAGUGACGCCGCCGCCACCUCUGCCUCCACUUCUGUUGGCCUCUUCAAGUGGCGGGCCCUCUCUGCUGGCCACGGCGGCCACUGCAGGGUCAGCCCAACAAGGAGGUGCUGCCUCGGCUAGUAGCGCUGCUUCUGCCGCGGCCACUGCGGCCGCGGCUGCAGACAGCGAGAGCGACGACAGCGAGGUGGGCCUCAGCUGCACAAGCCCCUCAGCCAUGCUCCUGCAGUCAAACUCAAGCGGCAGCAGCAGCCAAUUGCUGGCGCGAACCGCGAGCUCAGUUGGACGUCUGCAGGCGUUGCUCGAGUCCCGAGGUCUGCCACCGCACCUGUUCGGUGCACUCGGCCCCAGGAUGCAGCACCUGCUGCACAGAAGCAUGGGCGGCAGUGGGGCCUCAAGUGGCUCCUCCUCCAAGGUGCAACAGCUGCUCACUGGACUUGCUAGCCUUGACGAAACCGUCCAGCUCUCAGCCGUCAUUGAGAUGUGUCAAAUGCUGGUCAUGGGCAACGAGGACACUCUUGCUGGCUUCCCUAUCAAACAGGUUGUGCCUGCACUCAUCAAUCUGCUCUCCAUGGAACACAAUUUCGACAUGAUGAACCAUGCUUGCCGUGCUCUGACCUACAUGAUGGAGGCGUUGCCCCGAUCUUCGGUGGUGGUGGUGGAUGCUGUGCCUUGCUUCCUUGAAAAGCUGCAGGUGAUUCAGUGCAUGGACGUUGCUGAGCAGAGCCUGACUGCCCUCGAGAUGCUGUCCCGGCGCCACGGCAAGGCUAUCUUGCAGGCUCGGGGAGUCUCUUCUUGCCUCACCUACCUCGACUUCUUCAGCAUCAAUGCCCAGCGUGCUGCCCUUGCCACCACAGCCAACUGCUGCAUGAACCUUCACCCAGACGAGUUCCACCUUGUCUCGGACAGCCUCCCUGUACUUGCCUCUCGUCUGACUCAACAGGACAAAAGAAGCAUUGAAAGUGUGUGCCUAGCAUUCAGCCGCCUAGUGGACAGUUUCCAGCUGGAUGCUAACCGACUGCAGACUAUUGCGAGUCCAGAACUGUUGGCCAAUCUGCAGCGCAUAUUGGUGGUGUCACCCCAGAUAAUCUCAACAGGCACCUUCAUCACGGUGCUACGAAUGCUGUCAGUGAUGUGUGCUAACUGUCCAUCACUGGCCCGUGAGCUACUGCGCCACAACGUGGCUGAUACAUUACUCUUCCUGUUGACUGGCAAUGCGACCACUGUGUCAAACAAUGAAGACGUUGACUUGGUCUCCCGCAGCCCUCAAGAGCUCUACGAGAUAACUUGUCUGAUUGGCGAGCUAAUGCCACGCCUUCCAACAGAUGGUUUGUUUGCUGUGGACGCCCUGAUUGAGCGUCCGGUGCCCGUGGCUCAGGACGCUGUAACCUGGCAGUGGCGCGAUGACCGAGAGCUGUGGCACUCGUACAGCUCUAUGGAUUCUAGAAUCAUUGAGGCAUCUCAUCAGGCUGGCGAGGACGAGAUUAGUCUCCCCACCCUUGGACGCACCUACACUAUUGACUUUCACUCCAUGCAGCAGAUCAAUGAAGAUACUGGCACCACAAGACCUGUCCUCCGCAGGGUUCUGCCAAUUGGUGGCCUCACCUUGUCCGGAUCAUCAGGGUCUGCUGAAGAAAAGAUGGACGCAGAGUCGGAGGAAGAUAAAGAGUUAGCAGCUGGCUUUGUCAGAUCGCUGUUUUCCGUGCUGUACGAGGUAUACUCCUCGUCGGCUGGACCGGCGGUGCGCUGCAAGUGCCUGAAGGCCCUUCUCAGGAUGGUGCACUUUGCAUCCGCUGAUUUGCUGAAGGAGGUGUUACGCAACCAAGUUGUCUCCAGCCAUCUGGCCGGCAUGCUGGCCUCACAAGACCUCAGAAUAGUGGUUGGCGCUCUGCAGAUGGCCUACACACUGAUGGAAAAACUGCCAGCUGAGUUUGGAAUCCAUUUCCGUCGAGAGGGUGUUAUGCACCAGAUAAAACACCUGUCAGACACUCCACUGCCACAAACUCCAGGAGCCCCUUCUUCGUCGACUACCAACAGCCCUGCUGGCGACAAACUUAGGAUCAAUCCUCCUCCUGCUGAGCUGCAGAGCGCUGCUGCUAGAAACCUGCAGGAGCCUCUUGAAUCUGAUGCCCAGUCCUCCAGUCACAUUAGAGUUAUAGGAGAUGCGCUCAAAAGGAAGAGGAAUGGUGGAAAGCGCUGUGCCAGCACUACGUCAAGUAGGAAGACUAGACCUGAUGAAGUGGCUUCCUCAAGUGCCAGUAUGCCUUCUGCAUCCUUCCAACCAAACUUGCCCUCAGGAUAUUUCAAAGUGAAACCUUUUGCUGGAAACUCACCUAGCAGUUCCAGUAGCAACAGAACAGGCACCCCAAGCAGUGUGGCUUCCAGUAGCAGCAACAGCAGCCCAGAUCCGUUUGCUCUGCUGGGAGCUACAGCUUCUGCUUCUGGGGGAGCCAGCAGUGGUGGAACUCCAAAUCGCUCCCGAUUCUCUGGAGCGAAGGCUACUUUCUUUGCUAGUCUCAACCCUGCCAAGUGGGGCCGUUCAUCAGCCACCUCCUCUUCUUCAGCCACAGCUUCGAGCGCUGUGUCCGCCUCGGCCUUUGGUGUCACUCACAAUGGCCAUGCGUCUGAGCACCGUCUCAAGGAACUGUCCCAUCUGAACAAAUCUUGCAGUGUGGGUGGAAUUGCUGCCGGCAACAAGGAAAAGGCGCGCGCCUGGGUCCGAGACCAGGCCCAGAAGUUCGUCACACUCUACUUUGACAACGAUGAAUCAAAUGGUGCCCACCCUGCCCUCAAUGUCCUCUCCAGACUUACUCAAGCUAUUGAUCGUCUCCAGUCACAGCCUUGGCAGGGCGACGUGGCAUUGGCGGAUCUGAAGGAUAUCGUGCUAACAUCAGACAUUUCGCCGUUUGAGGUCAAUCACAGUGGGCUGAUUGGCGCGCUGCUGCACUAUCUGACGUUUGAUCCAAACCAGGAGGCGUCGGCUGCGCCCCUGCAGUCAUCAGGCUCACAGAACAACAACAACAACAUCGAGUUGGAGACCAGUGAGGACUCGCUCGAUCAAAAGCCACACCCACCCAGAGAUCUCAAACUCCGAGUGUUCCUGAACGUCUUUGCCAACUGUCCUAAAGACGCCGAGUUGCUUGACAUAGCCACAAGCACGGGUUCUAUUGCUGCCUUCUCCGCGCUGGUCGCCAAACUGGGUGGCUGCAUUGCCCAGCUUGAGCAGUUCCCUGUCAAGGUGCACGACCUGCCAACUGGAACUAGUGGUGGCAGGACUGGAGGAACAAGUGCUCUGAAGUUCUUCAACACGCACCAACUCAAGUGCAAUUUGCAACGCCACCCCUCAUGCAACACCCUGAAGCAGUGGAAGGGCGGCACUGUGAAAAUAGACCCUUUGGCCUUGGUGCAAGCAAUUGAGAGGUACCUGGUUGUGAGAGGCUACGGCCGUCUUCGGGACAAGGAUACAGUGGACUCCGAUGAUGAGACCGAGGAAGACAUCGACGACACUCUAGCAGCAGUUGUCAUCAGCCAGAACAACGCACGCCAUAAGCUUCAGUUCCUGAUUGGCGACAACCCUUUGCCAUACAACAUGACCGUCUACCAGGCUGUCAGACAGUUCAGUGUCAACGCAGGCGCCUUUGGAAAUGACCAGUCUGAGACAGACACAGACUCCGAGGUGCCUCUUGGAAAUACAGGGCUCUGGGUGCAGACCCACACCAUCUACUACCGCCCCGCCCCUGAGGACGGACCGGCUGUGCCUUCCUCCAGUCGCUCAGGCACACAACCCCUUGCCAGCACUUCAUCAGGCGCCCCCUCUUCAUCAGGACACCACAGAAAGGGCAAGAGCUCUUCGAAAAGCAGCUCAAGACGCAGCAAAGAGUCUAGUGUCAGAAUGCCUGCGUGCCCAUUGAGCCAAUUCCUACUGCCUCGGCUUCCUGAAAAUGUGACCAUCAACGACGCCUCUCUGGAUGUGCUGUGUCUUCUGCGUGUGCUACACGCCCUCAGCCGCUACUGGGGCUCCCUCUAUCAGCUGCCUUUCUGCAAGCCACUGCUUACCCAGCAAGAAUUCGUCAGCAACAAGAUCUCAGCCAAAGCAUCUCGCCAGCUUCAGGAUCCAUUGGUCAUCAUGACUGGAAACCUGCCUGCCUGGCUUCAACAGGUUGCUUCUGCCUGUCCGUUCCUGUUCCCAUUUGAGGUUCGCCAACUGCUUUUCUAUGCCACCUCUUUUGAUCGUGAUCGCGCUCUUCAACGACUCCUCGAAGCUUCUCCUGAACUGAACUCUGCAGAGGCUCAUGAAAGGGUCACCCCAAGACUGGACAGACGUAAGAGGACCGUCUCUAGAUCUGACAUUCUUCGUCAGGCAGAGCAGGUUGUGCAAGACUUGGCUACUUCUAGGGCUCUCCUCGAAGUUCAGUAUGAGAAUGAGGUUGGCACUGGUUUGGGCCCAACCCUUGAGUUCUACGCUUUAGUGUCGCGCGAAUUGCAGCGGGCUGACCUGGAGCUGUGGCUUGGUGAGGCUGUGCCUGGCGGAGUGGACGGCCAGACUCAAUACGUUCACUCUGUGACUGGUCUGUUCCCAAUGCCGUUGGGCAAAAACGCCAAGGUGGUGCAGUUGGCGCGCGUCAAGGCCAAGUUCCGCUUCCUCGGUCGGCUGAUGGCCAAGGCGGUGAUGGAUUCGCGCAUGUUGGACAUGCCUUUCAGCCAGACGCUGUACCGUGUGCUGCUUGGUGAGCAGAACAUGCUUAGUCUGCCCGAUUUGGUGCACGUCAGCCCUUCGGUGCACGCCACCCUGGCGCGUCUGCAGCCGCUGGCUCGGCAGCACAUCAACAUUGAGCGUGACCAAGCCCUUGGUGUCGUCCAGAAGAAAGAGGCCCAAGAUAAACUGGCGCUCGACGGCUGUCCCGUCGCUGACCUCGGUCUCGACUUCACCCUCCCUGGUUACCCCAACGUUGAGCUCAAGAAGGGUGGAAAAGACCUUGCCGUCACCAUCCACAACCUAGACCUUUACAUCAAGCUGGUUUGCCAUUGGUUCCUGGUUGAGGGCAUUGCCAAACAGGUGGAGGCGCUGCGCGACGGCUUCGAGGCAGUCUUCCCGCUGGAACAUCUGCGCUUAUUCUACCCUGAAGAGUUGGAGGCUGUUUUCUGCGGCUCCCCGAUGGGUCCCACUGGUGCCAUUGCUUGGGACAUCAAGACCCUGAUGGAGUGCUGCAGACCAGACCACGGCUACACACCCGACUCUCGGGCCAUCAGGUUCCUCUUUGAGGUUCUCUCGAGCUACAACCAGGAGGAGCAGCGCAAGUUCCUGCAAUUCGUAACUGGAUCUCCCCGCCUUCCCGUUGGAGGUUUCAAAAGUCUGAAUCCGCCACUGACUGUCGUGCGCAAAACUCUGGAGCCCAACAUGGACCCUGAUGAUUUCCUGCCUUCCGUCAUGACCUGCGUCAACUACCUGAAGUUGCCUGAUUAUUCGUCCAUCGAAGUGAUGAGGGCCAAGCUCCAAGUAGCUGCCCAAGAGGGACAGCACUCUUUCCACCUUUCUUAGACUGGACGGAAGAUUAAAAAGACUUUCCAUUUGUACUCCGAGGUCAACUCUAGCUUCCUAUCACCUCCUAGUCUAGAUCCUCUCACCGUGGAUUAAACAAGGUCAUCCACUUUUCCUUUUCCGACUUCGCCCAGCUCCAUUAUCUCCCCUCAUCACCAAGCCAAGCACCCCUUCUGUCUUUCCGUUGGUUUCCGUCUGGUUUAAUUAUUUCCUCUGAAGACAAGAGUAGCCUGACGGACAGUGUGAUACAAUUAGUUAAGUGUGGUUGCUGUUGAAAAAUGAACCGUGAAACAAAAAAAGCCACAGAACUGGAGUAAUAUUUCAUUUUCACAAAAUGCUUUCUGUCUCUGUGUUUUGCAAAGGAAACCUCUGAUUCUGAGUUCGGCCAACCCAUCAAAGAAGGGUUGGUGUAGAUUUAAAAUUUCUCAUCAGUCUUAUCAUAAAUAAAAUGACAUGUAAUUAAUGAGUGUGUUUUUGAUUGUGACGCUUCGCUAAAAUAAAGAUUCAAUUCAAAAGC
This is a messenger RNA of Neocloeon triangulifer, 7543 nucleotides long. RefSeq names its product E3 ubiquitin-protein ligase TRIP12 (gene ctrip). Gene Ontology annotation, cellular component: nuclear speck. Gene Ontology annotation, molecular function: zinc ion binding; ubiquitin protein ligase activity. The record is from RefSeq and is a predicted model, not a curated record. Lineage: Eukaryota; Metazoa; Arthropoda; Insecta; Ephemeroptera; Baetidae. Gene Ontology annotation, biological process: regulation of double-strand break repair; proteasome-mediated ubiquitin-dependent protein catabolic process; DNA damage response. Bases 217 to 7026 code for a protein of 2269 amino acids. The transcript has 20 exons.